Astyanax mexicanus (Mexican tetra) is the source of this 7265-nucleotide messenger RNA. RefSeq names its product sperm associated antigen 9a (gene spag9a). Gene Ontology annotation, biological process: vesicle-mediated transport. The record is from RefSeq and is a predicted model, not a curated record. The transcript has 32 exons. NCBI's taxonomy places the organism in Eukaryota, Metazoa, Chordata, Actinopteri, Characiformes, Acestrorhamphidae. Gene Ontology annotation, molecular function: JUN kinase binding; MAP kinase scaffold activity; signaling receptor complex adaptor activity. Bases 494 to 4459 code for a protein of 1321 amino acids. Gene Ontology annotation, cellular component: cytoplasm.
CAGCUGAGGGAUGGAUGGUUAGCUUCUACUGUAUGUGACACGUAGACCGAGCUCUCCAGCACCGCUAAACCGGUAAGAGUCUUCUGGAGAGGCUAAAUUUAAGCUAGACACGGUCUGGAGGCUAAAAACAGCCAUAAAGAAACAGGGAGACAAACAAUGCUGUUCAUUUGAAUGGUGAACGCCGUGCUGUGUUGUAUAGUGAGGAGGGCGUGACGUCACCAGCUCCCUGGUUCUGGUCAACAGCUCGGCCGUUGUGAGGAGAGAGAGGGAGACGGCGGAGGAAAACACGGAGAAAGAACGCAGAAAGACGGGGGAAAUCGGGGAAAACAGGCAAGCCUGGGGACGGAAAAGUAAGACCAGGCUCUUUCCCUUUCAGUAUCCGCCCGUUUUGAGCCGUUCUCGGCGUUUUAGAAGGAGUUUAACUGCGCCCGCCCGGAGCUUCGAAUCUAGGGCACGUCAGUAGCGGCGAAGGGACUCGAGGCAAGCCGGGAAAAUGGAGCUGGAGGACGGCGUGGUGUACCAGGACGACACGGGCACGGCGGCUAUGAUGUCCGAGCGGGUGUCGGGCCUGGCCAGCUCCAUCUACCGCGAGUUCGAGCGCCUCAUCGGCAAGUACGACGAGGACGUGGUGAAGGAGCUGAUGCCGUUGGUAGUGGCCGUGCUGGAGAACCUGGACUCGGUGUUCGCGGAGAACCAGGAGCACGAAGUGGAGCUGGAGCUGCUGAAGGAGGACAACGAGCAGCUCAUCACGCAGUACGAGCGGGAGAAAGCGCUGAGGAAACACGCGGAGGAGAAGUUUAUAGAGUUUGAAGACUCUCAGGAGCAGGAGAAGAAGGACCUACAGAACAACGUGGAGAGAAUGAACUCCAAUUCACGGCAGCUUGAGCUGAAGAUCAAGAACUACGCUGACCAGAUAAGCCGCUUGGAGGAGCGGGAAGCAGAACUCAAGAAAGAAUACAACUCUCUCCAUCAGCGACACACAGAGAUGAUUCAUAACUACAUGGAGCAUGUAGAGCGUAUUAAACUGCAGCAGAUCAGCGGAGGAGAGGCUUCAGACUCUGGAACUCUCGGUCGAGUCAGGAAAGAGCGGCCCCUCUCGCUGGGCAUCUUCCCCAUGUCCGGUGGUGGUGGAAAUAACGCCCUGACUCCAGAAAUCUUGGGACGGGCAGAGACUCCAGGAACAGAAGGCUGGAGAUUUAAUGAUCUCAGUCAGCCGCGAUCCAACACCAGCCUCAAGCUGGAGGCGGAGGACCCACCGCAGAAAGGCCAGGGUAAAAGCGGGCAGGAGGCUUGGGAGAAUUCGCUGGCAGACGACUGCAAGGACGAGCUCUCGGGCUCCAGGUCCAUCACGCCCAUGUCCACCACAGCGUCUGACCUGGCUCUGGACUCUCACAGGGAGGACGGUGACGGCUGCAGCAGGAGCGCUGAGGUGCAGGCCGCUCCGGGUACACGCACCAUCUCUGUGGGUUUGGUGGAGAAUGAGGAUAAGUCGGAUGUACAAGCUAUUAUUGAUUCUACUCCAGAGCUCCAUCUGGAACUCAGCGGCUACCGAGGGUCCAGCACACCGAAUAAAGGCAUCGAGAACAAGGCUUUUAACAGGAACACAGACUCUCUGUUUGAGGAGUUGUCCUCUGCAGGCAGUGGGCUCAUUGGAGAUGUGGAUGAAGGAGCUGAUCUACUGGUGGAGUACUCUGGUAUGGGCCGCGAAGUGGAGAAUCUCAUUCUGGAGAACACACAGCUUCUGGAGACAAAGAACGCGCUGAACGUGGUGAAGAAUGACCUGAUUGUCCGUGUGGAUGAGCUCAGUUCUGAGAAGGAGGUUCUUCAGGGGGAGCUGGACUCAGUCCUGCAGACCAAGGCUAAGCUGGAGGAGAAGAACAAAGAGCUGGAGGAGGAGCUGAAGAAAGUUCGAGUUGAAAUGGAGGAGGUCAAACAGAAGAGCAAAGAUGAAGAUGAGAGUGACGUGCCCACGGCUCAGAGACGGCGCUUCACGCGGGUGGAGAUGGCGCGGGUGCUGAUGGAGAGGAACCAGUAUAAGGAGAGACUGAUGGAGCUGCAGGAAGCUGUGCGGUGGACUGAGAUGAUCCGAGCUUCCAGAGAAAACCCUGCUCUCACUGAGAAGAAGAAGUCCAGCAUCUGGCAGUUCUUCAGCCGCCUGUUCAGCUCCUCGUCCUCCAGCAGCAGCAGCAGCAGUGCGGUGAAGGCCUCCCCCUCCAACGUGAGGUACAACCCACCCAGCGGCAUGAGGAAGAGCAGCACCUUCUCCCAGUUCCCCACCGAGAGAUCCAAAGCCUUCGACUUCCUCAAAGAAGAUGUGGACCCGUGCAGUUCUCCGUCCCGUAGAGAGCAGAAGAAGGCUCAGUACCAGCAGGUUAAAGCUCACGUGCAGAAGGAGGACGGGAGGAUGACGGCUCACGGCUGGAGUUUACCCAGCAAGUACAAGGUAGCAAAUGGUGGGCAAACGGAGAGCAAGAUGAAGAACUUACCUGUGCCCGUGUAUCUAAGACCACUGGAACAGAAAGAUGCUUCUAUGAAGCUGUGGUGUGCAGCGGGGGUUAAUCUCUCAGGUGGUCGGCUGCGUGAAGCAGGAUCGGGCGUGUUUCCUGACAGCUCUGUGACCGAGAGCGAAAGUUCAAAACAGAGGAAAGGCUCUCAGAGCAGCCUGGACCAGGUGGAGCAGGACACCAAGGAGCAGGAGCGGGAGCCGCUGCAGGUGGAGAUGUCCAGCCGGGUUUGGAUCUGCACCAGCACCCACUCCUCCACCAAGGUCAUGAUCCUGGACGCCACACAGCCCUCCGAGCUGCUGGACAGCUUCUACGUCUGCAACUCACAUGUGCUGUGUAUCGCCAGUGUUCCAGGAGUCCUGGAGACGGAUUACCCUGCUGGAGAAGAAGUUCCUCAGGACUCGGAGCCGGGGCUUGAAGGCUCUUUGACGGGCAGCGUGGCCAGUAACAGUUCACAGGGCAGCGAAGGAGCGCUAAGCGGCAUCUCAGCAGUGGGAUGCACAGAGGAGGGGCCGGGUUCUGGCAGCACAGGGACCAAUGAGCUUCCGGCAGAGCUCAGCCCUGUCAGGGGUAGAGUGGACUUUUCGAGAGAACCCAGCCCCAGUGAAGAUGGAGUCCCCACAGCGGAGGAAGCCACCGAGGCCACUGAGGAAGGGGAGGAGGGCGUGGGCACGGAUGCCAGUCAGCCUGGCAUGUACACAGAGCACGUGUUCACAGAUCCAUUGGGAGCAGGACCCACUGAAACCACCGCUUCCACAGAUAGUAGUACAAGGGAGUCAGGUCAGGAGAGAGAUGGGAUGGCGUCUCCAGGCAGUGAGCAGGACCAGGCUGGGGAAGAGAUGCAGAGGAUGAGCAGCACUCUGCCCACUAUGUGGCUGGGAGCCCAAAAUGGCUGCUUGUAUGUGCACUCGUCUGUGGCCAGGUGGAGGAAGUGCCUCCAUGCAGUGAAGCUGAAGGACUCCAUUCUCAAUAUAGUUCAUGUUAAAGGGCGAGUUCUGGUGGCGUCAGCUGAUGGUACACUAGCAAUCUUCCACAGAGGUCAAGACAGCCAGUGGGAUUUAACCAACUACCACCUGCUGGACCUGGGCCGGCCUCACCAUUCCAUCCGCUGCAUGACGGUGGUGCAUGAUAAAGUGUGGUGCGGCUACAGGAACAAGAUCUACGUCAUCCAGCCCAAAGCUAUGAAGAUAGAGAAAUCCUUUGACGCUCACCCGCGGAAGGAGAGUCAGGUGCGUCAGCUGGCCUGGGUGGGAGAUGGUAUCUGGGUGUCUAUUCGUCUGGACUCCACCCUGCGUCUCUUCCACGCCCACACGUUCCAGCACCUCCAAGACGUGGACAUUGAGCCCUACGUCAGCAAGAUGCUGGGCACAGGCAGGCUGGGCUUCUCCUUCGUAAGGAUCACAGCUCUCAUGGUCUCCUGUAACCGGCUGUGGGUUGGAACAGGAAACGGUGUCAUCAUUUCCAUCCCCCUAUCAGAGUCUGUGGGUCUGCAGCAUGGACUCCUCAGGUUGAGGGCUAAUAAGAGUGUGGGGGCUAUAGCUAGCCGACCGGGCGGGGCGGUACGAGUGUUCGGGGACGAGAGUUCGGACACUGGGACCGCGGGCUCCUAUGUGCCCUACUGCUCCAUGGCCCACGCCCAGCUCUGCUUCCAUGGCCACAAAGAUGCUGUGAAGUUCUUCGCUGCAGUAUCAGGUCAAGCAGCAGCACCUGACAGCAUGACCCAAGACUCAGAAGCUCCUUCUUCCAGCAGUCCAUCACAUGAGCAGCAGUCCAGAUUCAUGCUGGUCAUGAGUGGAGGAGAGGGCUACAUUGACUUCAGGAUGGGUGAUGAAGACGGAGGCGGAGCGGCCGGAGACGAUGAGCCACUGGAGCCCACAAUCAAGCUGCAGUCAGCUCCCGCCAAACCCGAGCGCAGCCACAUCAUCGUCUGGCAGGUUGCUGUCGGCGACGAGUGACCGUCCAAUCACUGCCUCAGGUUCAACAGAGAGCUCCGCCCCCUUAAGCAACCCAGCUUGGGCCUCCACUACAGAGUUAUUUUAAUUUCACUUAUUAUUAUUAUUAUUAUGAUUAUUACGAUUCCUGUUAUUAUUAGUCUUCGACUUACAGUGAGCCACACUGAUGUAGGUGAUACUUUUAUAUUUAUACAUUUCUUUGAGGUCAUCAUUUUCUAGGAAUCUUUCUAGGAAUAUCUGUUCACGACGAGGCAUGAAGGGAAACUGAGAAGGAGGAUUGAAGACAGGAAAUGAAGGAAAUGUAAAAAUGUCAGGGAAUAUAAAGGGAGCAGAUGAAUCCGUCCAGGAUCUUAAGCGGUCCGUCCAAAUAAUGUCCUGUACUCUACUGGAGUACUGAAACUCACGGAACAGUGAAGGAACCACAUGAUUGCUUUUAUCAUUUUACACCAUGACCAAGUAUAUUAUUAGCACACAUUAUACUGUAUAAGGGAUUAUACUGUAAUUCAGGUUGAAUUUAUAUGCUGUGUUGUUUUGUUGAUUCGGAUUAGGCAUUAUGGAGGACUAGGCACUGAGCAGGCCACUAUCUGGCGCUAUGACUGUACUGUGGUAGAUUAUUCUAGAGCAUCAGAAAGCUGUUUUUGCCAUCUAGCACCUUUAAAGCAUGGUGUAGGUAGAGUCAGUGUGUAGGUGUGUCUCUGUCUUCAGUGUAUUGGGAGUGGGGUGUGUAUCAUUGCCUGCAUGGAUGGAUAUCAGAGUCCAGUAUCUCAUUCCUCAGAGCGUGUUAGCAGCUUUAUGCUAGAGCUAGCCCGCUGGCACUUUAAAAAUAAUAAUAACCAACGUUCAUUUACCCAUUUAUACAGAGACCAACACGUGACGAUGCUUUUUGUUGCAUUUUGUUGUUUUAUUCUAAAGGAAUUGCCCUGUAACCAAAGGACGGACUGUGAAACUGAAGAAGAAGGAAUGCUUAACAGCCUGGAUAUAGUACACAAAAUAAUAAGUGAUCAAUUUUUUUAUGGGAGUAAUUUUAGAAUAUUUUAGGGUUCUUUGAUGGGGAGGGAUUUUAUCUAAAGCAGUUUGUGUUGCACCUUACGUUUGUUGUUCGUCUCCAAGUGCUAAGCCAGUGUUUUUUUUUUUGCUUGUUUGUUUGUAUGUUUGUUUUUUUAUGAUGUAUAAUGAAUUAAGCAAUUUUGUUUUUAUAGGACACGUUUUAUGAAAUAUUUUUUGUUCCUUGACAGCUAGGAAAUUUUACCUAAAGCAGUUUUUCUGUUGCACCUUAUGUUGUUUGUCUGCAAGCGCAAAGCCACUCGUUUUUGUUUGUUUGAUUUUUUUAUUUUAUUUCCUUUUUUUUUUUCAUUUUGAAAUAUUUGUUGAUUCUUCACAUUUAGGAAUUUUGUCCACAGCAGAUAGACAUUUUUCGUCUGCAAUUUCUUAGCCAGUGUCAUUCUUUUUUGUUUGUUUAUUUGUUUUUGUUUGUUUUACAUGGCAUUUUAUGAUGUACACGAAAUAAGCGAUCAAUUUUUUUUAAAUAAUUUUUGUUCCUUGAAAUUUAGGGCUUUUAUCUGAAGUGUAUAUCUAAUUUUGUUUGUGUACAAGUGCUAAACCAGUGUUUUUUUGUUUGUUUGUUUGUUUGUUUUGUUUGUUUGUUUUGUUUGUUUGGUUUUUUUAAUAUUUUUUGUUCCUUGAAAGUUAGGAAUUUUUGUCCACAGCAGUUUUUGACAUAUUUUGUCUGCAAGCGCUUAGCUGUGUCCUACUUUUUGUUUGUUUUUCGUUUUUUUGUUUUGAUUUGUUUUACAUGGCUUUGUUUUGUGAUGUACACAAAAUAAGCGCAAUUUUUUAAUAUAUUUUUUGUUCCUUGAAAUUUUAGGAAUUCAUCUAGAAUUCUUGCAUAUAAUUUUUGCAUUUUUGUUUGAUUUUGUCUUGACUUAAGAGUUUACGUGUACAGUCCAGGACAUGUGGAAACCCGUCAGUGUGUUCUUAGUUCUGAUCUUCAUUCCGUUUUGCUGUUUUUGUACAAUCUGUGUGUGAGACGCUAUUGUCUCAUAGUUUUCGUUUUUUGGUGGUGUACGUCAAAAAUUAACGUUUUUUUUCUUUGUAUUUUAAGAAAGAGAAAAAAAAAAAUAACCAGCUUGCGGUCGGCGUCAUUUUCUUGUUCUUCUUCCGUCUCAGAAACUUAUGAAGGGACCUUCAUAUCGUUGAUAUUUGCCAUUCCAGUAUUUAUUUUUCAUAAUGAACUUUGUGGUUCAGAAUGUAACUUUAUACAUGAGAAUUCUAUUAGUUUGAUAUAAAUUUGUGUGACGUGUGUCCGACGUGCCGCGGGCCGAAAGGUUCGGCGUGCUGUCGCAGAUAUUGUGAAGAAAUCGCAUUAAUAAUGGUUGCUAGGUGUGACAUCAUGGACUGAAUUAGGGGAAAAAAUCGACACAUUCAUCGUACUAAGCUAUGCAUGUUUUUUAAAGGACACUGCGGCGUAUUUGUUCAGAUCCCUGUUUAUUAACCACCUUUUUGGGUGGACUGGUGCGCGUGUGAGUGUAAGUGUGUGUGAGUGUGAGUGGCUGAUGUACAGUUGUGUACUGUAGCUCCACUGGCUGCAGACAUAUGUACUUGUAUGUAUCUCUCUGUGAGUGUGUGAGUGUGUAAGUGUGUGUAAGCGUGUGUAUGCUGAGUGCAUAUGGUUCCUCGACCCCUUAAAUCUCACAGGAUGUGCUGUGGUCGUCACAGCUUGUCAUGACUGUGGUUUUUCCUGUUCAAUGUUUGCUAAAACAGCAUCAUAGCCUUAUUUUUAACAAUCUAUUAAACUCAAUUUCAUGGGGAA